Argentina anserina (silverweed cinquefoil) is the source of this 705-nucleotide messenger RNA. RefSeq lists its product as uncharacterized. NCBI's taxonomy places the organism in Eukaryota, Viridiplantae, Streptophyta, Magnoliopsida, Rosales, Rosaceae. Bases 157 to 696 code for a protein of 179 amino acids. The record is from RefSeq and is a predicted model, not a curated record. Gene Ontology annotation, molecular function: nucleic acid binding. The transcript is spliced from 6 exons.
UGGAGAAAGAAGCCGCCGCAAUCUACAAACACAUCUCAAGGAGCUGCCUACCCAAGUACCCAUCCAGAGGAUGCAGAUCCAGUUCGACCAUUGGCGAGUUCUUCAUCAUUGAAAAAACCAAACCACACCCUCUACAUCUCUGGGUUGAAGCGUUGGAUGCGGGAGGAUUACCUUCGCAACUGCUUCGGAGACUUCUCCAGUCAGAUCCGCAAGGUGAAUUUUGAUGUAUCAAAGGUGACAUUGAAGCAUACACAUGCCUACCUUGAAUUUGCGACCCCUGAGGUUGCUGGAAUGGUACUGCACAGCUUCCACAACAAGAUCAUGCCCAAAACAAACAAUAUCUGGAGGUUCAAUCUGGAGUGGGCUCGUUGGCAACCUAGGGUGAAGGUGAAACAGUCAUCAUCUGCAGGAAGCAAAAUUCUCUGCAUCAACAAUCUGGGGGAAGGGAUGGGAGAGGACUUCAUUCGACAUGUAUUCCCUUCUCACUUGCAGAGCCAUAUUUUGAAGGUGACAUUGUUUGAGAAACCCCGCCCACCUUCUGCCAUGAUUGAAUUUUCAUCGCAUGAUGUUGCUGCAUCAGCAUUGGAGAGAUACACUGAGGAAUCCGUAUGCCGGAAGUUCAGUUUGACAUGGUGUCCAACUGAACAACCAGGUCCUUCUUUGCCUACUAAUCUGCUGAAAAGAAAGAGGGAGUAACCUGAACAA